Molecule: messenger RNA, 168 nt
Organism: Dibothriocephalus latus
Lineage: Eukaryota; Metazoa; Platyhelminthes; Cestoda; Diphyllobothriidea; Diphyllobothriidae
Source: the annotation of a GenBank genome assembly
AUGGCCGAAUAUCUCGAAACACUGCACAAACAGUUUGAGGAGAAGGGCCGCGAACUUCAGGCAUACAAAGAGGAAAAUAAGAUCAAGAUUGCGGGUGAAGACGAACGAAAUUCAGGUGAACAGAAAAAGGAAGAACCUGCCUCGUCCUCUGGCGUCCUGGUCACCUAG